AUGCCCAAGGUCCGCACUCAAGAGCUUAACAAGAAGUCCAAGGCCGACUUGGAGAGUCAACUUGUGGAGCUCAAGACUGAGCUUCUCCAGCUCCGUGUCCAGAAGGUCGCUGGCGGUGGUUCGAGCAAGAUUGCUCGUAUCAACACGGUCCGCAAGAACAUUGCGCGUGUUCUCACGGUCAUGAACAUUAAGCAGCGUACGAGUCUGCGUGAGUUCUACAAGGGUAAGAAAUAUUUGCCCCUUGACCUGCGCGCCAAGAAGACCCGUGCGAUCCGCAGGAAGCUCACCAAGUUUGAGCGCAACCAGGUUACUGAGCGCCAGCACAAGAGGAACGUGCACUUUGGCACUCGCCGCUAUGUGUUGAAGGCAUAA
Messenger RNA from Malassezia vespertilionis, 372 nucleotides. RefSeq names its product 60S ribosomal protein L35, L29 (gene rpl35). Gene Ontology annotation, molecular function: mRNA binding; structural constituent of ribosome. Gene Ontology annotation, biological process: translation; maturation of LSU-rRNA from tricistronic rRNA transcript (SSU-rRNA, 5.8S rRNA, LSU-rRNA). The record is from RefSeq and is a predicted model, not a curated record. NCBI's taxonomy places the organism in Eukaryota, Fungi, Basidiomycota, Malasseziomycetes, Malasseziales, Malasseziaceae. The coding region runs from base 1 to 372 and encodes 123 amino acids. Gene Ontology annotation, cellular component: cytosolic large ribosomal subunit; ribosome. The transcript is spliced from 2 exons.